Molecule: messenger RNA, 2447 nt
Organism: Panonychus citri (citrus red mite)
Lineage: Eukaryota; Metazoa; Arthropoda; Arachnida; Trombidiformes; Tetranychidae
Product: protein GPR107-like
Biological process (GO): transport
Cellular component (GO): membrane; Golgi apparatus
Source: RefSeq, a predicted model, not a curated record
AGAGAAUAGAAAACAGUUGAUUUUCAGUUUCUUUUUCAUUUGUUGUUUACCAAACUCUCUGAAUAUUUGUUAAUUGUCAUCGUCUUUAAUUGUGAUCACUUUCUAAAUUUACUGUUCUCAAAUCAACUCUAAUCAUGUAGUGUGAAAAUUUAUUCUUGGUGAUGAGAUUUUUUCACAUUUCUAGGUUAUUAUUUUAUUUAUUAUUCUAUUGAUUGUCAUCAAAUUAGUUGGACUAUAUAUCAUCUUAAAUAUAUAUUCUAUCAUCAUUGAUUGGAACUGUUCACUUGUGGAAAAUUAAAUUUCUCUCAUCGGUGAAGAAAAAUUGUUCGGUUAUUUGUUUGUGUUUCUCUCUCGGGAUAAAUUUUUGGUCUAAUUAACAAAUUAACGGAGAGAAAAUGUUUUCUAUUAAUAAUUUAUUCUCACAAUUAACUGUGUUACUUUGGCUUAUGUUACAUGUUAAUGCCAGAUUACAUCAUUUAACCUUAAAGGAAGAUUCAAGGCAAUAUUUUAAAGUUUCUACAUUUGGCUAUCUUUAUGGAGGAACAUUAAGAGUCAAUGUUGAUCAGUUUUCUUUUUCACCAUACGACAAGGGAUCCACUUUUGGUUUCACAUUGUUGAAAACAAUCAACGACGGAUUACAUCCUUUUGCUAAAGAGAAAGACGUUUGUAUCCUGGACCAGGAAAAUGGUAUCAAUAGAUUCGAUGAUAGCGUUGGCUUGGUUUCGAUUACAUUUGAUUUGAAAAAGAAAAAGGCAAUAUUCCGUUGUAAUCCAUUGAUGAAGCAACUGAGAAUCGUUAAAGGUUACAAUAAUUACCAAUCUGAUCGAAAGAGACGAGCAGUAAUCGCUGAUAAAAAUGAUUCCAUUGCUAUGCUUGACUCUCCAGUCGCAGAGAAAGUUGCCUCUAAAGAUUUGCAUGUUAAUAACUCUCCCGAUGUUGACCCAUCGGUUGCCCUUGAUAACAAUAAUAAUCUUGUCGAAAGCAAUGUCAAUGUCGAUAAUAACAUCAUCAACAACAACAACAACAAUAAUAAUAAUAAUAACGAUGUCAAUGUCGAUGAAACAAAAGAUUUGGAAAAUUAUUGCCAAGAACAAUCUGAAAUCGAUCUAAUUGAAAAACCAAUCGAAGGAGUUUUAACAUAUUCUUUUGAGUUCCAUACCUUUAUUACCGAUGAUUCUCUGGUUGGAUUGUACAGUUUAUACUUUCAUAGUUGUCCAAAUUAUCGAUCUCACCAAAGAAAUUUUCGUGAAGCAACUUUCAUCAACCUUUCCAUGGUCAUUGAAGAGAAAAAUUAUGACAAUUAUCUCUCUGCCGGUGAAAUUCCCUUACCACAACUAUACUUUACUCUGUCCGUUGUUUUCUUCAUUCUCGGUAUAAUUUGGUUCCAAGUUAUUCGAACUCGAAAAGACGAUGCCUUUAAAAUACACUAUCUUAUGGGAGCUCUUGUUUUCGUCAAAGCUUUAGCCUUACUUUUCCACUCUAUUGAUUAUCAUUUCAUUGAUCAAUUUGGAUCACAAAAUGAAACCUGGGCCAUUCUCUAUUACACUACGCACUUUUUUAAAGGAGCUCUUCUUUUUAUCACCAUUGCCUUGAUAGGAACUGGAUGGGCCUUUGUUAAACACAUACUAAGUGAUAAAGAAAAGAUAUUCAUGAUUGUUAUUCCAUUACAGGUUUUAGCUAAUGUAGCUGAGAUUAUCACUGAGGAAAGUGAGGAAGGACAAUUUAUGCAUAAUAUUUGGAGAACAGUUUUUCUUCUUGUAGAUUUAAUCUGUUGUGGAGCAAUUUUAUUCCCAAUUGUUUGGUCCAUCAGACAUCUACAAGAAGCAUCUCAAACGGAUGGAAAGGCGGCCAUAAAUCUCAGAAAAUUGAAACUUUUCCGUCGAUUCUAUGUUAUGAUUGUUUGCUAUAUCUAUUUUACCAGAAUUAUCGUUUUCAUCCUCAGAUUAAUUGUUCCAUUUCAGUUUGAAUGGCUUGAUGUCUUCUUCCAACACGUUGCCACCUUAUUGUUUUUCAUAUCAACUGGAUAUCAUUUCCAGCCAACUCAUAGUAAUCCAUAUUUCCAAUUAUCACAAGAAGAUCUUGAAAUGGAAGAAGUCUUGUUCAAUGUGACACCUAACGUAUACAUUGCCAGUUCGACCAAGAAACGAAUCAAGGAAAAGGAUAACGAAACUUCAGAGGAUCGGCAUUCGCUAUUAACCAAACGAGAUAAUAGUCACGAGUUUGAAUGAUCAAGAAAAUUGUUUAUUUUGGUAGUAAACGAUAAAAGGUGUAAAAAUUAAAAUUCUUUCAAAAUUUUGAUAAAUUUUACAAAAGUAAAAAAAAAAAGAUUCAAAAAUGAUAACAUAAAGAAAAUCUCUAUUGUAAUUAUCCGUUGUAAUACAAAUCUAAAUCCUAACGGUCAAAAGAGAACUACAAUUCAAAUUAAUCGUUUGAAAACAAAUCACUGA